GAGCUUUACAUCCCUACAUCGUAAACAAACAAAAAGGAGUCAAAUUGGUGCAAUAUUAAAAGUUUUGUUCGAAAUUUAAUUUAAAAAUCAGGAAAAAUGGCAGAAAAUAUGGAUGUUGACAAGUACAGGACAUUUUACGAGUGUGACGAGCAUUGGGAGCUGAAGAGAGCGUUCAUGAUGGCACACAAAGACAGAUUUUCAGAAGAAGAACUCGUUUGUUUGGCACAAGUUUUUACGAAUAUUGAAUUUAUGGGAUGCAAAUAUCCCGCUGAAACCAUGCAACUCAUCGCAGAAUUAUCAAAAGACGUCGCUGCCGAAUUCCGAAAAGGCAGAGAAGGAAAACUCAAAAGAACAUUCGUUGCUGCGUCAAAUGCUGCAGCUGCUAAAUUUAGUAAAAAAUAAACUUGGACUUUAAUUUUCUUAAAUUUUUCAUUAAA
Molecule: messenger RNA, 437 nt
Organism: Culicoides brevitarsis
Lineage: Eukaryota; Metazoa; Arthropoda; Insecta; Diptera; Ceratopogonidae
Product: partner of xrn-2 protein 1-like
Exons: 2
Coding region: 97-402 (101 amino acids)
Source: RefSeq, a predicted model, not a curated record